Molecule: messenger RNA, 7994 nt
Organism: Cinara cedri
Lineage: Eukaryota; Metazoa; Arthropoda; Insecta; Hemiptera; Aphididae
Source: the annotation of a GenBank genome assembly
GAUGGAUAUCUCGACUGGGGUCAGCAUCCAAACAAGAAUUAUAUUAAGGACCACACAGUACCAGGAGAACAUGAGGUUUGGUGUGGCGGCAAUGACUAUCGCCGAAGACUCAUCGCGGGAAUAUCGUUCGGCCGCCGACCUAUAUGGCCUGUUGCGGCAAUAACAUCCGAGUCCUGCGCUCCUGGUACACUGAUGUACCUUGUGUAACUCGUUUGUACGUCAUCCGUAUUCAUUGUAUUCGUAGGCCGCGCGCACAUUGGAUACGAAAUUGUUACGUACAAAAAAAUAAGAAUACCGGUCGUACGACUGAGAGCGAUUUGAGAAGGCACACUCAAUGUGUUUUUGGCAGUAAAAUAGUCUGUGUUUUGGUGAUUUCUUCUUCUUCUUCUUCUUCUUGACUUCGGCCUUUAAGACCAUACCGCUAAAUACAAAUCUUGCCACCUGUCCCUGUCUUCUGCAACUUAUCUCCAUCCGAUUUCUGGAUCUAAUGUUUUUAAAUCCUUUUUUACACAGUCUUCCCACUUCAGUCUGGGUCUUCCUAAAAGUAUUUUACCUAUUGGUUCUUUCUCUAUCACCUGUAUAACUAGAGAUCCUUGUUUACGCCAGACAUGGCCCCCUCACAUGAAUCUUCUUUUUGUGAUCUCCUUAACUAUGUCAGGUCUCUGAAACUGUCUUUUGAGUUCAUAAUUAUGCAAUUUUCUCCAUUCAUUUGUUUCACUGUCAAAGACCAUAUAUUAUAUAUAUAUUAUAUUAUAUAUUAUUAUAUAUUAUAUUAUAUGUCCAUAUAUUUUUCUUAAAACUUUCCUCUCGAAUACUAGUCUCUGUUCUUCAGCUUUCCUCAAUGCCCAUGUCUCAGAACCAUACAGGACAAUAGGUCGUAGUAAUGUCAUAUACAUUCUUAUUUUUAAAUUUUUAGAGAGUGUCCUCAAUUUUAAUAUUCUUUCUAAUCCAUAAUAUCCCUUGUUGGCUAAUUGUAUUCUCGACGAAACCGCUGUCUUAAGUUCAUUAUCUUGAGUAAUAAUCGAUCCCAGAUAUUUGAAUUGUGAUACUUUCCUAAAUGUGUGUCCUUCUGACUCAAUAUGUUCUAGUCCAUAAUCUAUUACUUCGACUAACAAUAGAGUAUUCUGUCUUAUCAUCAUUAACAGUUUAUCCUACUUUCUCUGCGACCAUUAUAAGUUUCUUUCCCAGACUUUUUAUCAUCUCAAUAUUAUCUCCCAAGAGAGCAAUAUCUUCUGCGUAUACUAUGAGCCCUAUUUUUACCUGACCUAGCUCAAUUCCUUCUGAAACGUUCAUUUCUCCUACAAUUUUUUCAAGUACCAGGUUAAACAACACUGGAGAUAGCGCAUCGCCUUGUCGCCUUCUUUACAAUAAGUCCUCCACCACUUGCAAAAUCUAUAAGCCUGAGUCCAUUCUCACUAGUUACAUCGUGAAGGCUAUGGAUACCAAUCAUUAACCAAAAUAUGUUCUCCUUCCCUAACUUGGCAUUGAAGUCUCCUAGGACUAUUCUAAUUCUAUUUCGUGGGAUUUCAUUUAGCGUGUGUUGUCCUUUUCCUCUUGCGUUUUCUCUUGGGUGCAUGCCCAUUCACAAAUGUGAUAUCGAAAUAUUGUGCUUCUAUUGUUAACACUGAUAUUCUUGGGUUAAUGCUUUUGAGUUCUCUUACUGAAGGUACUAAGUUUUUAUGUACUGCGAAGCCCGUUCCAAACUGACAAUGUCUAUUACACUCCCUGUAGAAAAUCGUUGUUCCUUGGAUAUCCAGUGUUUCUUCAUCAUUCCAUCUUAUCUAUUGUAGGGCCACCACUUCUAGUUUAUAUCUCUCUGUCUUCUCAACUAAGCAAUGUAUUGUUCCAUGUUUAUAAAGUGUGCGAAUGUUCCAUGUUCCAAAAGAUAAUCCAUUUUUCCAUUUUCCAGUCUUGUUUUCCAUAGCUCCACGAUUCCGAGGCAAGUUUGUUGUUAGUUCCUGAACAAUAUUUUUUUUCUAAGGCAGGGUUGUUAGCCCUGCGCUAAACCCCCAACCUGGAGGACCAAUCUACUCCAACUAAUUAAGGUCAGAGUAGGGCUAUUGCAGUGUACUUAUUAAGUGCACUGGGCAAUGGGCGCGCCGCUUUCCCUACGCCUCAGCUCGGGCCCUGGGUUCACUAAGCCUGUACCACUAGGUGUUCCCCUGAGGGUGUUUUGUUGAUAUACGAAUAUGAUUUGGUAUUUUUAGUGUGGUAUUUGAAAUGAAAAAUUCAAAAUUGUAUUUAAAAUUUUUUAAACAAAUCGAGACAGCCAUUAUGUAAAUCCAAUUUUUAGAAAAAUGUUGGCGUCAAAAACUUUUACUGAGGUAAAGUCAAUUCAUUUUAAGAAAUUUUUAAAGUUUUGUAAAAUAUGACAUUUUUUGAGUGUUUAAAUUUACAAAUGUGUUUUGGCGAUUAACUUAGUUAUAUUUGUUAUCAAUUAUAGUUUUAUGUUUUUGGUUUUAAAUUCACAAAAACAUGCUAGUUCAAGACGUAUUGUUUUAUUAUUGAUUUAUAAAUACACCUCGACAUAGUAGCUACCACAGAUAUAGAUAAUAAACUGCUGUAUAAUUAGGUAGUAGGUAUCAUAGAAAUUAAUGUUACUGUCAUUUGCUGUUAUCUUUGUGUGCAAUUAGAAUCAUCAAUUUUUUCGAUUAUAAAUUUUUAUGUUAUUUUCCAUUACUUGAAUAAUAAUCACAAUAUUAUUGGUAAAUAAGAAUAGGUAGGUGUUAGGUAUUUGUAAUUACUGAUUUAUAAUUUGUAUUUUAAUAUUUUUCACAUUGAAUUAGAGCGAUUUUAAUAAGUUGUAAUUGAACAGUUGAUCUUUUUGUACCUACAAAUUAAUAUCCAAAUUGUGUUAAUACUGGACAACAUGAAUACUAGUACUUUGGAUGAAGGUGUUUCACAAUCCUCUACAAUAAUUUCUUAAUCAUAAAUCAUAAUCACAAUAACCAACAUGCCCCAAUGAUAAUAAUAUAAUAAAUAACUAAUUAAAAAUUAUUUUGUAAGUAUUUUAUAUUUUUACUUAUGAUUGACACUGUUCCAUUGAAUUGAUUUUUUGAUAUUCAUCGAGUCAAAAAGGAGAUCAUGAGGUUCUGUUUGCGCUGCGGCUACCGCUGAAGACUCAGGAAUAGGGAAUAUGUUGCGGGAAUAUUGUUUGGCCGCCGACAACUACGACUCUUCGCGGCAAUAGAGUUGGAGUCUUGGGCUCCUGGUACAUGGAGGUCUCUUUUGUAUCUCUUACGAAUACAUUGAAGAUGCGUACACAUAUUCGUAUAGGAACUUGAUUUGGUAUAUUUAUGUACCCUUAAAUGAUAUAGUUUAGAAUACAGUGAAAAAUUAACAUAAACAGAAAUUAAAACUUGUAACAUGUACCUAUAACACGAACCUUUUCAAUACAAAUUGAUUAAUUAAUAACUUACUGGUUUUCACUAUACUAUAUUUUAUGAAAUAUUGUGUUACAAUGUGGUCUCUGUAUUAUAAUUAUUUAAAACUCGGAUGUAAACUGUUAGUAAUACAUUUAUUUAAACCAGUGGCGUGGCAUUAAGCAGUCUGCAAUAGUGUAAGCAAUCGCCAAAAAAUAUAUACCUACCUAUACCUCCAGCUAUUUUUACUAUCCCUAGAAAGCCUAGUUCUUAAAUAAACACUGCAUAGAGUAAUAAUAUUUUGAACUGAUGAGAGUUUAAAUAUAGUAGUUUCGUAUGUGGUCUUACUAAUGCUGUUAGUAUAGCAAAUAGCAUCAAGCUAUUAAUAUCACGAUGAUAGGUUGUAAAACACAUUUAAAAGUUGCUUAUAAAACAUCAUAUCCUUAUAUUUUUCCAAAAUUCUAAAAUUGUAUGUAUAAUUUUACAUUAUCAGAACAUGAUCAUUGCUUAAAUUAUUCAUUUAAAAAUACAUCUAUAAUAUUUUAUAACUGAAAGUGUAAGCGCAGUGCUUAUGUGCAUGCUACGUCACUGAUGUUAACAACUAUAAGAUCUUAAUAUACAAGUUAUGAGAGCUAGACUACGACAAUACGACUACAAAACAUUUUGAAAAAAGUAAAAUGCACUGAAUAUGGAAAAAUAAAUGAAAGGAAUAUACAGCAAAACAAUUCUUAAAGUUGGUAAUUUUACAUAGAAAUAAUUUAUUUUAAUAGAAGAAAUUAUUUAAAAUGAGUUAUUAUUAAACAUAAAUAUGUUUAGAAAUAUAAAUUAUUUGAUUAUUAUUUAUUAUCUAAAAGUGUUAAUAUAAUAUUUUUUACAACAUAAAUAAAUUAAUGAGAAUGUAAGAAUAUAUUUUUACUAUACCUAUUUAGUUAUGCAAAUAACUUUAAUUUCUUUUUGAUAUAAUAAGAGUAGAGUAUAACAAUAAGAAAUCAAUAGUUAAAAUAGAAUAUUAAAAAAAAACACUUUAUAUCACGAACAAAUUAGUGAGAAUAUAGGAAUAGCUAUAUUUUUUUUAUUUUUAGUAACACUAAUUAUUUUAAUUUGCAUUUUACUUUUAGAACAUAGAAUACAUUUUUUUAAUAAUUAAUUUAAUAUAGUACAUUAUAAAAAUAAGAAAACAUUUUCAUAAGUCAUAACAUUUUAUAACAAAACAAUAUUAAUAAACAAAGAUUAAUAUAAUUAUUAGUAUUUAAUCACAUAUUUAGUCAAAUAAAUUACUUUCAUAUUAUAAUUUAGAUUAUACGUUAUUAUUUGGUUUAUAAACUAACCACUACUUUUUUAGAUUCUGAGUGAGGCAAAGAAGAUUAUGGUUUUACGAUGUUUAUUUUUUUUCUGUGGACAACUUUUCUACCCAAAAUCUUGUUUUGAUUUUCAAGUGUGGCACUUUUUCUGAAAAGAAAACUGACCGGGAAGGUAUUUUAGGGAGGUCAUUUUUUGAUUUUACUAGUAAAUGAAACAAACUAGGAGAAAAGGUACAUUAUGAAACAAAUAUUAUUAAAGAACAUAUACAAUGCCUAUGUAAUUAUUUUGCCAUAAUAUGACACAUAUAUUGUUGACAAAACAACACUAUCAACUGAAUUGUUUUUUGUUGGCAAUAAUUUAUCUUGCUUACUGGUAAUGGUAAUGGUAAUGAAAAAAAUUAAAAAAUUUUUAAACUUAUAAAAUUAUAGAAAUUACUCCAUUAUUAUUAAACAUGCAUACUAGCACCAAAAUUUUGUUUUAAAAUAUAUUUAUAAAUGGCUAUUUCAGAUUUUGUAAAAUAACUUGGUUAAAAAUUAAAAUGAUUAUUAGUUUUUUAAAAAAAUUAAAAAUGUUGAAGUAGUAGUACAAGGCUCAAGUAAUUAUUAUUAAAAGAAAAAAAACUAAAAAUAUUGAAAUUAACAAAAAUUAUUUUCUAUGUCUGAUGUUUGUGUUAUAUUAUAUUAUGUAUACAUAAUAUAUAAAUACAUUACUUUAACAAAAUAUUUUAAAAAAUAAUAAAUAAUAAUAUAGAAAAUAAAGUAAAAAGAUAUCCUAAAAUAUAAAUAUUAUAAUUUUUAUUAAAAUGUUUGAUAAUAUUACAUGUAAAAUAUUAUCAUUAAUAUUGUUACAAUAUUAUUUUAGAUUCUGAAUGUAGCAAAGUAGAUAUUAGUUUUAUUGACAAGUAUUUUUUUUUAUUGAUAUACUUUAUUCCAUACUGAAAUUUAAAUGUUGUGAAUUUACAACCUGAUGAUACUUUAUUGACUUUUUAUUUUUUCUCUGAAAACACUUUUUAGUCAGUCAAAAUGCUUCACAUAAAUAAUUUACACCUUAUUUUAAAUGUUGCAAUAAUAAUUAUUUUUCUGGAAAAAUUUUUCUAAUAAGUUUAAAAAGAAAAAACUGAUAUAAAAUGAAUGGUUUUCAUUUUGUUAAUUUCUGGGUACAAGGAAAAAACAUGACUAAUAAUAAGUUAUACAGAGUGUCCCACAAAGAUAUACUCAUUGUAAUAUCUCCUGAUAUAAUAAAGACAAUAGAAUUCUGUUUUUUUCUUCUAUCACACACAGGGAUAAUAACUACAAAUAUUGUUUUGAUAAAAAAAAUAAAAAAACUUAUUUUGUAAUAAAUUGUAUUAUUUUUGAAAAAUUUGAAGAGUCAUUUAAUUAUUAUAGAAAAUUCUUCUGAAAAUUUUGACAUUCCAACAUUUUAUUUUUAGUAAUUUUUUGAAGCUCAGAGAAAGUACCUACUUAUAAUUAUCCAGCAGUCUGUAAUCGCAUUCACUAAUUUAUCAUCAUUAUUAUGGCUAUUAACUGUACAGUUUUUAUCACUGAACUUUAAACAAUCAUUAAAAAUCUCGAAUUUUCAAAAGAAUCAACUCUACAAAAUGGCCAUCUUCAAAUUUUUCAAAAAUAAUAAAAUAAAGUUAUGUUUUUGAGUUUUUUACCAAAACAUAAAUAAUUAAUUGAAGUAUAAAUAUUUGUAGUACUUAUGAGUAUAUCCCUAUGAGUAAUAUGUAUAUAUGUAUAUAUAUACACACUGCAUGUCCAUGAAAACAGGGUCUACUUUACCACUCAUUAUCUUGUUAAAAUUUUUCAAUUCUAUUUUCAGGACAUUAAACUAGAUAAAUAGAUCUUAAAUUCUUAAGAUUUAAAGUUUUUUUAACUCUUGUAUUCUGUGCAUGCACAACAAAACUUCACUUUUUUUAAAUGGCAACAUCUAUUUUAAAUGUCGGUUUAGGAUUUAUCGAUUUUUUCAAGCAAUUUUCAUGUAUCAACUUGUAUUCUAAACUCAAAAUUGGUUAAACAAGAACGAAGUGUAAUUUUUUUUUGUAACUGAAUUAAUUAUUGUAUCAUACUUUAUUAAUUACUUUGUAUUGUGGUGUUUAGAAAUAAAAAAUAUGUUCAGUUAAAAAAAAAAUCAAAUUUAAUACAUUUUUUUAAAAAUUACCCUUAGUUCUGGUUUAGCCAAUUUUAGGUUUAGAAUACAAGUUGAUGUGAAAAUUGCUUGAAAGAAAUCAAUAAAUCCAAAAAUAACAUUCAAAAUAGGGAUUGUCAUUUAAAAGAAGUACUUUUAUUGCACAUAUUCAGAAUAGAAGAAUUUAAAAAAUUGUAAGUAAACUUAGGAAUUUAAGAUCUAUUAGUCUAGUCUAAUGUCCCAAAAACAGAAUUGAAAAUUAUUUACAGGAUAAUGAGUGGUUAAGUGGACCAGUAAUAAAAAAAAAAACAAUUUGAUUAAUUGUAUAUUAUCACUAGAGAUAUUACAAUGGGUGCAUGUUUGUGGGAUACCUUGUAUAACUUUAUCUGUUUACCAAGCUCCGCUCGGAACUGUUUUUUGAUUGUAAUAAUUUAUCUUUACAUUUGUUAUUUUAUAAGCUAGAUAACCCUGUAUCGUGUACCUUCUUAACUUUCCACCUACAAUAGUGGCCUACCCAGGGUGGAAAUAUGUUAAUUUUACAUUUUAUGAAUUGCAUAACAGAAAAGUUAGUAUCAAAUCAUAAACAAUAUUUACUUAAAUUUUAACUGAUUUAUUUAAGAAUCUACUUUUUUCUUCCUUUGCAAUUAAAUUAUCAGGAAUACGUUUAUAGCAUACGUUUCCACCAACAACUAUAGCUGGCUGGCAUACUAUUCAAUGGAAAAAAUGAAGACUGCAUAAUACGAGGUUGAACUAUGUCAAGAUUCCUUUCGGUGGACAAGUACGAACCAAAUUUUGUAAUUUUGCCGUUUUAGGGAAAUCUAUAACACCAAAAACAGAUAUAUAGAUUAUAGAUAUUAAAAAUUAAAACUAAUUUAAAUAAUAAUUAUAAGUUAAAAUAAAUCUGUCAAAUAAUUUUUUUUCUCUCAUAACUUGAAUGAGUGAUGAACAAGAAUUUAGAUUCUUGAAAAAAAAAAAAAUGAAUAGCAAUAAUAAUAAUACAAUACACAUUUAUCAUAAGAAAUAAAUAUGUACAUCGAACAAAAGAUAAACCUACAAUAUUUACUUACCUUUGUUAAUUUUCGUCCUGAAUAAUUUAUGAAAUGUAUUUUAAUUUUAACAUAUUCUGUGAUCAAAACCACAGAUUAUAUUGUACUUGAGAAUACUCUGAAUACUAUAAUCUGUGAUCUCACAUUCUCGUUCAGA